Molecule: messenger RNA, 1194 nt
Organism: Quercus robur (English oak)
Lineage: Eukaryota; Viridiplantae; Streptophyta; Magnoliopsida; Fagales; Fagaceae
Product: zinc finger A20 and AN1 domain-containing stress-associated protein 6-like
Exons: 1
Coding region: 462-983 (173 amino acids)
Molecular function (GO): DNA binding; zinc ion binding
Source: RefSeq, a predicted model, not a curated record
AUGCACAAUGUACGCGUACACGGAACCACAACCCUUUCGUAUAAAAACGGUAAAACCAGCUUGACCUUCCCAACAUCCUCAUUUUUCCUCAAACCUCGGCACAACUGAAAACACCGAACCGCAACUCUCUCUCUCUCUACCUGUGCCAAGCAAAUCAGAGCCGUUGAUUUCAGGUUCGUGUCAUCGAGAUCUCAAAAACAAAUUCCCCACCUCGAAGUCCUUCUCUUUACCACUCAGUGUUAUCAUCAUCUUCUGUGAUCUGAACGAACUCUUUGGUAAUUUCUGAUCUGAAUAUCUGUCAAACAAGAACAAAAAAAAAAAAUUAUUUAUUGAAUUUCCAAAUUUUGAGUACUUUAGAGAAAUGGGUUGUGCUUAGUUUGGGGGUUUUAGGCUUCGUGAAGUUUAUAUUUAUUGGAAUUUGGGGUUUUGGAAUAGUGGGUGUGAGUUUUUGUUGGCUAAAAAUGGAGCAAGAAUCACAAAAGAGGAAGCUUGAUGAGAUGGGCCGCGAGCCCUCGAACGCACCGAUUAUGUGUGCUAAUAAUUGUGGAUUUUUUGGAAGUGUAAGUACUAACAAUCUUUGCUCCAAAUGCUACAAACAGUUCUUGUUAAGUGAAAAUGUAGUUGUAGAGAAAAAAGUGUGUGAGGAACAGAAUGUGAAAGAUAAGGCUGAGGUUGUUGUUAAAGUGGUUGAUGAGGAAAUGAAUGAUGAUGGUAAUAAUAUUAUUGAUAAGAGUCAAGUUGAGGAGGAAGGGGCUUCUUCGGUGGUGGAGGAGAAGCGGCCUGCGAAUCCCACAAAUCGUUGCAACUUCUGUAAGAAGCGCAUUGGGCUGAUGGGGUUCAAGUGUAGGUGUGAUUUGAUGUUUUGCUCAAUGCAUCGCUAUUCGGAUAAGCACAAUUGCGUGUUCGAUUACAAGGGCGAGGCACAGGACGCGAUUGCAAGGGCUAACCCUGUGGUGAAGGCUGACAAGGUUGAGAAGAUAUGAUGGUUGUGUUGGUGAUUGGUGAUGUGGUGGUGGUUGUUCACUAUACGGAGUAAGCUUUUCAAGAUUUAAGAUACUUUGAUGCAUUAGGAAAUAAGCUUUUAUAUUGAAUGCUACUUGGUUUGAUAUGUACAGUUUGGUUGAUUGUGGUCUCAAAUAAUGAUCUUUUGCUGUAAAACAUUUGGAUUAUUUAUGAAUUAGUGAUUUGCAAUAA